GCGUUUCCGGGAGGGACUCUAAGACAGCCGGUCCCAAGCGCCUGACCGGAAGUGCACCCUCGUAUCGUUUCCCCGGUUUCAAAUUGAUGCCGGCUUCGACAUGCUGGUCUCUCGGCUGACGGGUCCCCUCGUGAGGGCAUCGCGCUGUGCAGGGUGCUUUCCUUUGAGACCAUCUGUUGUCCUGCCACCUCCUAGAGCAACCGUUCUGGCAAGUUACAGCACACAUCCAUCGAGCAAAAAUGGAACCAGGCCCAACCAGUGGUUUACCUUUGACCCUGAACUGGAAGAAAUGUUGGUCCCUCGGAAGAUGUCCAUCUCACCUCUUGAAAGCUGGCUGACGGUUCAGUAUUUCCUCCCUAAAAAUGGAGGCAUCAUAAACGUUCAUGAGAGGAACACUCCCCGACCACUCCAACAGUACGAUCUCCCUGCUCCUUCUAGGGGCACUGAGGCAGAGGAAGAAGAGGAGGCAGAGCAAAGCGGGGAGAUGAACCGGCCCAGAAUAGAAUGCAGAAACAUUUUGAAGAUCCGGAGGAGGAAGAUGAAUAGGCACAAGUACAAGAAGCUGAUGAAACGUACGAAAUUUUUGCGGAGAAAAGUCAUGGAAAAGCGGAUGUGGCGGAAACAGAAAAAAUUUGAAAAUGAACUGAAAAGGAUGUGGAAAAAAGCCGGCUUGAAAAACCCUCCAGAGGGUUGGGUAACUCCGAAGAUUUAUCUCAGAAAUGUGAAAUCUUGAUGCUGCUUUGAGUAGACAUGUCUUUAAUUAAAAACAUUAUUUAAAAGGCAAA
Messenger RNA from Ahaetulla prasina, 785 nucleotides. It is a transcript of the gene AURKAIP1, whose product is annotated as aurora kinase A interacting protein 1. The transcript has 4 exons. Lineage: Eukaryota; Metazoa; Chordata; Lepidosauria; Squamata; Colubridae. Gene Ontology annotation, biological process: mRNA processing. The record is from RefSeq and is a predicted model, not a curated record. Gene Ontology annotation, cellular component: mitochondrion. The coding region runs from base 101 to 733 and encodes 210 amino acids.